Andrographis paniculata is the source of this 1410-nucleotide messenger RNA. Its product is annotated as probable glycosyltransferase At5g03795. Gene Ontology annotation, molecular function: glycosyltransferase activity. The record is from RefSeq and is a predicted model, not a curated record. NCBI's taxonomy places the organism in Eukaryota, Viridiplantae, Streptophyta, Magnoliopsida, Lamiales, Acanthaceae. Bases 1 to 1410 code for a protein of 469 amino acids. The transcript is spliced from 3 exons.
AUGGCAGCAGGUUGGUUUGUCUCUCGAGGAUCGAAUCGGCUAUGCAGAAGCUUUUUCUCCCAGCCAAUAUUCCUAGCAUUUACUAGCUCAGUGUUAUUUUUUAUCUACAUAUCAAAGCUUCAAAACCAGCAUGCUAAAAAUACAGAUCCUCAAACAAAUGUGAGAACAGCAAUACAGCAGUAUCAUGACAGCAAGCUUUUCAUUUCACAAGAACCAAACAAUGGAAAAGAGAAAAGAAUUAUUAACCUUCAUGAGUCGAUAGAAGAAGGCGAAACCUCUUCCUCCUUGAAUGGCAGUCUCGGCAGACAGCAUAAGCCUAAGGAAAAGGCUGAAACGGGCUCGACUGGCUACGACAACAACAAGUUCAAAGAUGUUUUCCACGACAGGGAUCUCUUUAGAAACGAGUAUGACGGCAUGAACAGAAGCUUAAAGAUAUAUGUGUAUCCCCACGAGACAAAUGACACAUUUGCUAACAUAUUGCUGCCGGUAGACGCUGAGCCACAGGGAAACUAUGCGAGCGAGAGCUACUUCAAGAAAUCCCUCUUCAGGAGUCAUUUUCUUACAAACAACGCCUUGGAAGCAGACCUUUUCUAUCUGCCCUUUUCCAUUGCUGGCUUGAGGAAUGACAAGAGAGUCGGGGUCGGAAGGAUUCAGGAUUUCAUCAAGAGCUACAUUCGACACGUCAGUCAGAACUACCCUUACUGGAAUAGGACUGGUGGAGCUGAUCACUUCUAUGUUGCUUGUCAUUCUGUUGGAAGAUCGGCAAUGGAGAAAGCAAUAGAAGUUAGACUAAAUGCAAUCCAAGUAGUAUGUUCUUCAAGCUAUUUUGUGUCCACCUAUGUUGCUCACAAGGAUGCAUCUAUCCCGCAGAUUUGGCCUAGGAAUGGGAAACGUCCGAUGCGAUUGCCAUCAGAGAGAAAGAAGCUCGUUUUCUAUGCAGGAGCAAUGAACUCACGAGUUCGUGAAUUCCUAGUAAGGGUUUGGAAGAACGACAACGAUGUAUCCGUUCAUCAGAGGCGUCUUAAAACACCAUAUUCAGAAGCCCUUUUGGGGAGCAAGUACUGCAUACAUGCCAAAGGCUUUGAAGUAAACACAGCACGUAUAGCAGAUGCUCUGUACUAUGGUUGUGUGCCUGUGGUUUUAGCAGAUCACUAUGAUCUCCCUUACACAGACAUUUUGAAUUGGGACAGCUUCUCUGUUGUUGUCUCAACAGAGGAUAUCCCUAUGCUCAAGAAAAUUCUUCAAGGAAUCAGUUACGGAGAUUACUUGAAAUUACAGAGGAAUGUGAUGAGAGUGCAGAAACAUUUUCAGUGGCAUCAAUUUCCACUAGACUUUGAUGCUUUCUAUAUGGUUAUGUAUGAGUUAUGGAUCAGAAGAAAUCAUGUAAGAAUAUCACUGAAUUCUCUCUAG